CCUUUUUCUGUCUGCUGAAGUAUGUGCAUUUUAUUGUUCUAUUUUUUUUUUUCCUCUUUUUACGGCCCCGAUAUUCAUCUUCUUCUUUUGUGGGGCGAGGCGUGGCUUUGCUGCGAGUUCUAGAUAACAUAUAUCGUCAGAAACACUUUAUAUUUUGGGACAGAACCCUUUUGCAAAACACUUCCCUGCAGGAAACGUAAUCGCUGAAGUAAGUUUAAGAAAAGUGAAGAUCUGGAAGAAGAAGUUUCUGUCAUAGGAGGGAUGAGGCUCAUGUCUUCAGUAGGUUUGUCGCAUUUCAUUACGUGGAUUUUCUGUAUCCUACCGUUCAUCUCAUCUUUUAAUGAUGGUCAUAUCAAGGAGCAAGCAGUUAACCUUAUGAAGAAAUUCCCUUUGAUUGAUGGACACAAUGACCUUGCCUUACAGCUAAGAAAGAUGUACAAUAACCGAUUGUCGAAAAUCAACCUGAGAACCUUGAACAGCACCAGAACCAACUUAGAGAAACUUAAAGCAGGUCGUGUGGGAGCUCAGUUUUGGUCAGCGUACGUAUUGUGCAAUGCUCAGGACAAGGACGCUGUUCGACUGACUCUGGAACAGAUUGACGUCAUAAAACGAAUGUGUAAAGAAUACGAGGAGCUUGAACUUGUGACUUCCUCUAGUGGUAUAUCUGACUCCACAAAGAUUGCCUGCUUGAUUGGAUUGGAAGGUGGACACAGCAUAGACAGUAGUCUGGGAACACUGAGGAUGUUCUAUGAUCUUGGAGUGCGAUACAUGACUUUAACCCACACCUGCAACACUCCAUGGGCAGAGACCUCUGCAACAGGAAUCCAUUCGUUUUACCAAAGAGGGACAAGCUUGACUGAAUUUGGCAAGGAAGUUAUAAAGGAAAUGAACAGGAUAGGUAUGAUUAUCGACCUUUCCCACACAUCCUUCAACACCUCUCGAGCUGUGCUGGAGAUAACGAAAGCACCCGUCAUUUUCAGUCACUCUGCAGCCUUUGCUUUGUGCCCAAGAACUCGCAAUGUCCCGGAUGAUAUUCUGCUUAGUAUUAGAAAGAACCAGGGCCUGGUUAUGGUUAAUUUUUACACAGAGCUUAUUGCAUGCGGGAAAUCAGCAAAUAUCUCUACCGUGGCAGAUCAUUUUGACCAAAUCAAGAUGAUAGCUGGCGCAGAGUAUAUUGGGAUUGGAGGAGAUUAUGAUGGUGUGAAUGGGUUUCCAAUUGGUCUAGAAGAUGCUUCCAAAUACCCAUCACUGAUUGAGGAGCUGCUAAGACGCGGCUGGAGCGAAGAGGAACUUGGAGGAGUUUUAAGGAACAAUUUCUUGCGUGUAUUCAGCCAGGUGGAGAGAGUGAGAGAUGAACAGAUGUCCCUGAAACCCAAUGAGGAAGAAGUUCCAGCAGAUGAAGUGAACUACGCUUGCCGCUUAGACCUACGGGCUUUGGCACGAAAUACUUUUUUAAAUUCCAACGCACAGGAGAGCGGGAGGCAUAACCCGAUACAAGUACUAGCUUCCUUGACAUUUUUCUGUGUUUACCUAUAUGGUCAAACCUUGAAGAACUCAUUGAUGCAGGAAAAGCAUGGUCAGAAAAUGAGAAAAGGCUUAGAGGAAAAGUGGGCCUCUGCAUGUACUACAGACAUCUUCUAAAUCAGCGCCAUAUUAGACCCAUCCAUCUGAGAAAUUCUUGUUAAUGCAAGUGUGUCCUCGUACUUCGCUUGCGCUUUAUGGACCCUUCUCAGCCUUCAGAACUAUUCCAUGUUCUUACUUUGAAAGUAUUCAUCAUCAUCCUUUCAUUGUAUUAUUUAUUUGUGAUGUUACAAUUUUCCUCAUACACCAGAAAAUCAAUAAAGACCAUGAAAAGACAA
Messenger RNA from Spea bombifrons (plains spadefoot toad), 1859 nucleotides. RefSeq names its product dipeptidase 2-like. The record is from RefSeq and is a predicted model, not a curated record. Lineage: Eukaryota; Metazoa; Chordata; Amphibia; Anura; Pelobatidae. The coding region runs from base 262 to 1641 and encodes 459 amino acids. The transcript is spliced from 12 exons. Gene Ontology annotation, molecular function: metallodipeptidase activity. Gene Ontology annotation, biological process: proteolysis.